Molecule: messenger RNA, 2809 nt
Organism: Jatropha curcas
Lineage: Eukaryota; Viridiplantae; Streptophyta; Magnoliopsida; Malpighiales; Euphorbiaceae
Product: transducin family protein / WD-40 repeat family protein
Biological process (GO): cellular response to UV-B
Cellular component (GO): Cul4-RING E3 ubiquitin ligase complex
Molecular function (GO): protein binding
Source: RefSeq, a predicted model, not a curated record
AUUUCCUGCACAAAAACACAAGAAAAGCCCAACAAAAGCUACUCUGUCGUUCCAUUCUUGAUUCUCCAGCCUCCGAACUAUAACAAACAAAUGUAUAGUUUAUACAUAUACAAGUGUAUGUAUUUGUUGUAGACGCAAAUAUAUCCAUCUUCGAUAUAUACUACUAAUAUUCAGUUGUUUUGGCUCAAAAUUAGACCCUCCAAAUCUCAACCAUGGCUGUGGAUAUUCGAACCUUGCAAAACAUGUAUAUUGAUUCCUGUGGCAGGCAUGCAGUCCUACCUAAUACUGCAGUUUUAUCUGGUUUAUUCAAGGCUGAGGUUAAGAAGUCUUGCAAUGAACUAUGUAGCCUAGAGAUAUUCUUGGACCAACUUAAAGAUAUUGAUUUUCCUCCUCUUCUUGAUUUAUGUGUGUCGAUUGAGACAUCUGAGAUUGAAGCUAUUGACAUACAUAAUGGAUCAUCACGAGUGUUGAAUGGAGAAUAUGCUUUAUCUUUGAUGCGUGCUUUCAAUCAAAAGCUUCGAGUAGUAGAUCUUCAGGAUUCAUUAUAUGGAAAAGACUUCUUGAGGGAGCUUUCACAAGGAGGGUUGACUUGUGAAGUUUUAAACUUGAGGUCUUCACGGUUUCGGAAGCUCAACAUGACAGGGGAAUUCGUUCGCAUACGCACCCUUAAUCUUGAUUUUAAUACUUCACUUACUAGCUUCCGGGAGAAUUGUUUUACUUGCAUGCCCAAUCUAAUUUGCCUCUCAAUGUGUGCAACAAGAGUUGUGAACCUGUGGACAACUGUUGCAGCACUUUCUAAACUCUCUUCUUUGGUGGAGCUAAGGUUUCAGAAAUGGUUGUGUUGUAAUGAGACUGGAUCUUCUUCAGCACCAUCUGGUGGCAAGUUCGAUGAUCAAUGUGAACUUGGUCAACAGAACAGUUCCAACAAUGACCCACCAUCCCUUAAUAUCAGCGAACAUGCAGAUAUUAGCUCAGGUGCAGAAGAGGCUCUAAUCAAUAUGUUCUCUUUUAAUGAUGUAGCUAUACAUCCGGAAGUACAAAGCAUGGUAGGAGAUUCAUCAGAUGAUAGUGAAGUGGAUUUUUCAACUCAUUGGCAAGAAUUUGAUUAUAUGAACUCAUUGUCCAAUGCAUCUCCUGGGUGGGAUAGCCAGGUCAAUCUGCAGGAUGAGGUAUCCUUUGGCACUAUGUGCAAUCACAGUGAAGAGUCCUCAGCAGGUGCUUUCACAAGGCAUAUUGCAGAUCUUGCUUUGAAGUAUAUUUCUUGUCAUGCCUCACCAAUAUGCUACGAGAAACAUUAUAGAGAAUACAUGAUAGCGUCAUUGCCCCAUUUGAAAACUUUGGAUAACUUGCCUAUCAGAAAGAUUGACAAGGAAAGGGCCGCUGUUACAUUUUCGCAGCACUUUGAGUACUUACCAUACAAACAGAAACAUAGAGAAAGCGUUGUAGAUAUCUUGUAUAAGCGUGAAAUAAAAGAAAGUCGCUCUCGUCUGAAGAAUAAAGAUCAUAAGCCUUCAUAUCCUUGCAGAAAUUCACCAUACUCCUACACCAGGUCCUUUUGUGCUGCCAAAGUUGGUUCUUCAGCUUGGCCUCUUCUGCAUGCACUUUCUGUAUCAGGAUCUGAUUCCGGGGCUGGAAGGAGGAGCUUUCGUCCUAGACAGUUUGAGUAUAAUCCAUCUAUCUCUAGUCUAUUAGUAUUUGGAACUUUAGAUGGUGAAGUAGUUGUGGUUAAUCAUGAGAAUGAGAAAAUAGUAAGUUAUGUUCCCUCACUUGGAGCAAUGAACAGUGUUCUGGGGCUAUGCUGGCUCAAGAAGCAUCCAUAUAAGCUAAUAGCUGGUUCUGAUAAUGGUUCGCUAAAAUUAUAUGAUGUUGAACAUGUGCCCCCAACAGUUACAGGCACAUAUUCAGGUGCUGGCUCAGUCACCUUUGAUGAUUUUGAGCAACUGACUUCUGUCCAUGUUAAUACUACUGAUGAGCUAUUUCUUGCAAGUGGAUACUCAAAAAAUGUUGCUCUAUAUGACAUCAACUGUGGAAGGCGAAUACAGAUGUUCACCGACAUGCACAGGGAACAUAUCAAUGUUGUUAAGUUCUCAAAUCAUUCUCCAUCGGUUUUUGCUACUUCUUCAUUUGAUCGGGAUGUAAAACUAUGGGACUUAAGACAGAAACCAAUACAGCCUUGCUAUACCACUUCAAGCUCUAGAGGAAAUGUGAUGGUUUGCUUCUCUCCAGAUGAUCACUAUCUUCUUGUAUCUGCCGUUGACAACGAGGUUCGACAACUUUUGGCUGUUGAUGGGAGGCUACACAUGAAUUUUGAGAUAUCAUCAACUGGAAGUUCACAGAAUUACACUCGCUCCUACUACAUGAAUGGAAGGGAUUAUAUUAUAAGUGGGAGUUGUGAUGAACAUCUGGUCCGUGUCUGCUGUGCUCAAACUGGAAGGCGUCUCAAAGACAUAUCUUUGGAGGGGAGAGGCUCAGGGAAUUCAAUGUAUGUGCAGUCUUUGAGGGGUGAUCCUUUUCAGGAUUUCAACAUGAGCAUCUUGGCAGCCUAUAUGCGUCCGAACUCGAAGUAUGAAAUUGUGAAGGUCAAUUUGCUUGCAUCUUGUGACCGCUAUAGAGAAAGCUCUCACAGCCAACAUUCUCAACCAUCCAAUAGUAUGGGAGGUUGAUAUGUAUGCGUGAUUGUGUAUGUGUAAUAAUAAAUUGUAAUUGCAUGUAACUUUGAAUACUGAUUAUCCAAUCUUGUAUUUAUGUGCUUUAUUCAAGUGUAAAUAAUUUAUUCAGGUAAAAAAUGUUCAGUAAGUUUAGAGGAAAA